CGUGCUGUGAGUGCUUGUAUCACGCGCUCAUCUCUAGUUUAAAUUCAUAGAGCUCUAUGGGAAAUAACUUUGAUUUAGUAUUUUAAACAAAACGAUUGUGAAGCAGCAUUCGCAGCAGGCUCACACAUCAACAACAAUAACAAGAACAGCAGCAAGAACAAACGGGGGCCUCAUAAGGAAUACUACACCAUAGAAGGGGCAACUGAAAGCGCACGCAGCACACACACACACAAACAACUACACAUACCACAACAUAUUAUGUCAGGCAGCAUCAACAAUUACUCAACUCUAAUGCAUGCAACGAAUCGGGGCUACGGCGAGGAGACGCAGUCACAAGCCGAGGCACUCAGAACAAUGCAAAAGCUGCCGCACAUCGUCAGUGAUCCCGGCAUGCAGCUGACGCACAGCAUUGACGAUCGCGAAAAGGCAAUUGUGGACAAUAUAAAUGCGGAUCAGAAUGCCGUCACACAUCUCAAGUACAUCAACUCGGAGCGGGACAAGAUGCCGUUGGAUAAGCUGAACAAAGCGCUGGACAAAUACCUGGAUAGCCAGGAGGAAGAUGUGUCGCUGCGCAAGUAUCUGGUCUUUGGCGUCCAAUGGGUGUCGCUGGUCACGGAGAAUCUGCUGAGCCAUCCGUUCAUUGUGCUGCGCCGGCAGUGUCAGGUUUACAAUGCCUCACAUCGCUAUCACUUGCAUCCAUUUCAAUUGCUGCCCAGCAUUGUUCAUCUGCAUCGACGCCAGGGCGUGACAACGCUGUGGAAAGGUCUGGGCAGUUGUCUCCUGGUGCGCGGCAUGACGCUGGCCAUUGACGAUGUCAUCUGCAAGGUGACCAGUUGGCCCAAGGAAGUCGACAGUCGCACCACACUCAAGCGCUUCGGUCAGCACAUACUGCUCAAAUGCAUUAGCAUUGGCUUGGUUGUGCCUUUUUAUGCCGCCUCGCUGGUGGAGACGGUCCAGAGUGACAUUGCCAGCGAGAAGCCCGGCUUGCUGGACGUGUUUCGCGAGGGCAGCCUGCGACUGUUCUACUGGAGUUCACCGCAAAAGGGACGCAUGCUGCCCGCUUGGGCGUUAAUCGGUCCCAGCGUCUCGAUGGGCAUCACGAAGUAUCUGUUCAGUUUGGUUAUACGCGGCGUCUCGUCGCGCAUCAUGCGACGUCGUCUCACACAGAAGCAGGAGCAACGCGGCGCCAAAUACAGAGACGAUACGCUGGAGCAUCAGAAUGCCGAGAUCUAUGCCAGCCUCAUUGCCAUGCUGACCACCGAGGUGUUGUUCUUUCCCUUCGAGACCAUAUUGCAUCGCCUGCAGUUGCAGGGAACACGCACGAUCAUCGAUAAUCUGGACAAUGGUUAUGCUGUCGUCCCCAUACUAACGAAUUAUCAGGGCGCCAUCGACUGUUAUCGCACCACAUUGGUCACGGAGGGAUUUAGUGGACUGUAUAAGGGAUUCGGUGCGAUGAUUUUGCAGUUUGCCGCCCAUGUUGCUGUCAUUAAGCUAACCAAAUGGAUUGUUGGCCAAAUCACGGAAUGUGUCUCGAAUCGACCGCCAGCGCGUAUUGUGCAAUAUUAUAAUCUGGAUCGUGGUGCUGGCCAUUCAGAUUCAACGACCAUCUCGCCAAGCAUUUCCAGCACCGAACUCGACGUUCACAGCGUGGGACAGAAUUCGCUUGACUAGUUUUUCCUUCUCCUUCCCCCGAUCUUUUCCAAAAUUCAAUGUACCACCUUUUUUUUUUUUUUGAGGGGGUUUCUACUCUAUAUAUAUUCUGUUUUCAUUUUGCUGUGAUAACUUCCGUGCUCGUCCAAAGCAAGCGAGACGAUUUGUUUGAUUUGCAUUCAAUUAUCAUUGAUAUUGAAGUGCAUUAUAUAUCGUAAUAUAUCUUUUUUUUUCUCCCCAACCCCCUGCACUAUAAAAGAAGACUAGCCAAGAAUGUUAUUUAUUGAGUACCGAAUAAGAGCCAAAUUUCAAUUCGAAAAAAGAAAACACAAAACAUAAUAAAUUACAAAAGUCUUAACAAAAAAUAAUAGAAAAUUUUCGAAAAACCCAACAAAAGUUAAAUUAAAAAAAUGUUUUGCUUUAAAAUUGAAACGAAAAUUCUUGGAUUUUUAUGGAAUGGGAUUUAUAGAUAUAGAAGACUUCCAUCUAUAGACAAUUUGGGCUAUGAAAGUGAGAUUCACCUCCAAAUUAUUAAGCU
Messenger RNA from Drosophila nasuta, 2188 nucleotides. It is a transcript of the gene Slc25A46a, whose product is annotated as Solute carrier family 25 member 46a. Lineage: Eukaryota; Metazoa; Arthropoda; Insecta; Diptera; Drosophilidae. The record is from RefSeq and is a predicted model, not a curated record. Bases 259 to 1671 code for a protein of 470 amino acids. Gene Ontology annotation, biological process: mitochondrial membrane fission; mitochondrial fission. The transcript has 5 exons. Gene Ontology annotation, cellular component: mitochondrial outer membrane.